CCGAUAAUCGCAAUUAACUUAGCCCAAAAUACAAAGUAGAAAUGAAUAAAGGUCAUGACGAUAGCUUUGAUUUGGCAUUAGCCAACUUGGAGUUACCGACAGCAGCCAAGGUACCCAAAAAGGAAAAUACACAAUUGGUAGGAAAAGAAGACAAUUUAACUAAUAAAACAUCGUGUUCGAGCACCUCAAAAUCCUCUGCAGCAAAUCCUCAUUGUAUACUUGUGCAUCCCAAGCAACGUGGUAAUCCGAUUUUAAAAUCAAUAUUAAAUGCUCCUUUAGAGUUUCGCGAUGAUAUUAUACCUGAUUAUGUAGUGGGUCGUACCACUUGCAUUCUGUAUUUGUCCCUAAAAUAUCACAAUUUAAAUCCCGAUUACAUUUGUCAGCGUCUCAAAGAACUGGGUAAGCAAUACGAGCUAAGAGUGCUAUUGGUUCAGAUAGAUACUCCAGAACCGCACAACGCUUUGAAGAGCCUAACGCGUAUUAGCUUAUUGGCGGAUUUGACUUUAAUGUUAGCUUGGAAUGCCGACGAAGCUGGAAAAAUGAUCGAAACUUACAAAUUAUUUGAGAAACGUCCACCAGAUUGGAUAAUGGAAAGAGUGGAAUCUAAUCCUCAUCAAAAGUUGGUAACUGCGUUAAGUAACAUUAAACCGGUUAAUAAAACCGAUGCCGUUACCUUGCUACAAAAUUUCGGUAAUUUAGAAAAUUUAAUAAACGCCAGCGAAGACCGUUUGUCUCAGGUUAUUGGAUUAGGGCCGAGGAAAGCAAAAAAAUUGUAUAAAACACUGCAAGAGCCAUUUCUAGCAAAAUAAAGCUUUUCCAAACACCGUUUGUAUUUUAUUUAUUAAAUUGGAAUCAAUUCAAAAAAAGGAAAUUCUUUGGCUGUUUUUAUUCAACAUA
Glossina fuscipes is the source of this 897-nucleotide messenger RNA. It is a transcript of the gene Ercc1, whose product is annotated as DNA excision repair protein ERCC-1. The transcript has 2 exons. Gene Ontology annotation, cellular component: ERCC4-ERCC1 complex; nucleotide-excision repair factor 1 complex; nucleus. The record is from RefSeq and is a predicted model, not a curated record. Gene Ontology annotation, molecular function: damaged DNA binding; single-stranded DNA binding. Lineage: Eukaryota; Metazoa; Arthropoda; Insecta; Diptera; Glossinidae. The coding region runs from base 42 to 809 and encodes 255 amino acids. Gene Ontology annotation, biological process: nucleotide-excision repair; UV-damage excision repair; meiotic mismatch repair.